Ctenopharyngodon idella (grass carp) is the source of this 6192-nucleotide messenger RNA. RefSeq names its product potassium voltage-gated channel, shaker-related subfamily, member 1a (gene kcna1a). Lineage: Eukaryota; Metazoa; Chordata; Actinopteri; Cypriniformes; Xenocyprididae. The transcript has 3 exons. Gene Ontology annotation, biological process: potassium ion transmembrane transport; protein homooligomerization. The coding region runs from base 584 to 2062 and encodes 492 amino acids. The record is from RefSeq and is a predicted model, not a curated record. Gene Ontology annotation, molecular function: protein binding; delayed rectifier potassium channel activity. Gene Ontology annotation, cellular component: voltage-gated potassium channel complex; dendrite; paranode region of axon.
AACAAUAUGUUGGGCAUGAUUAAGGAAUUAUUCCCUCUCCCCUUAUUGAUCGCCCCUUUAAGAAGCCUUUCGCUUCCAUACCCCCUGUCAGUGUGUCCAGAUAAAACAGACCGCUCGUCAUCUUGUCUACUCGUAAGAGGGAAAUUUUGCUGAUGCAGUAAUGUCUGGAAAUGCAUCGCGUGCGAAUGUCGUGAAUCACUUCCGUUAUGGAUGUGGCAUUUAUGGAGCGCAACCGAACAUUUUGAAAGUGAGAAGAUGUGAAGAAGCUGUUACAAAGGCAUUUUCUACUACAAAAGGGAAUCGAGGGUGCAUUACUGACAGGAGACUGCCGGCAGAAGACGCAUUCCUUCAGUAGCGAGAGGCAGCCGUAGUGGAUGCAGCGGAAAGGAGCGAUGGUCGAAUCAGUGACAACCGCAGUGGGGCCACACUGAGGAAGCAUCAAGUUAUACCCUAUACCCGGGGACCGAGAUAGAUUUAAGGGUCUGGAAUCGGAGAAAAGGAAGGAAAGCGACGCCUUGGGAGGGCAAUUGGAUGUCUACUCAAUUAAAUUAACUCCUGCGGAGCUCCAACUUUGACCUGCAGGAUGACAGUCGUGGCUGGGGACAACAUGGACGAGACCUCUGCCGUGCCGGGACAUCCGCAGGACACAUACCCGCCUGACCACGACGAUCAUGAAUGCUGCGAACGAGUGGUCAUCAAUAUAGCGGGGCUGCGCUUCGAGACCCAGCUCAAAACUCUCGCCCAGUUCCCAGAGACUCUCUUAGGUAACCCAAAGAAACGGAUGCGGUAUUUUGAUCCCUUGAGAAACGAGUACUUCUUUGACAGAAAUCGUCCGAGCUUUGACGCCAUCCUCUACUACUAUCAGUCCGGUGGAAGACUGAGAAGGCCGGCAAACGUCCCAUUGGAUAUGUUCUCGGAAGAAAUUAAGUUCUAUGAACUUGGGGUCGAGGCGAUGGAGAAGUUUCGCGAAGAUGAGGGCUUCAUCCGUGAGGAAGAGCGGCCCUUACCAGAGAAGGAGUUUCAACGGCAAAUCUGGCUUCUGUUCGAGCAUCCCGAGAGCUCGGGGCCGGCCAGAGGCAUUGCUAUCGUAUCCGUCAUGGUCAUUUUAAUUUCCAUUGUCAUUUUCUGUUUGGAGACUUUACCUGAACUGAAAGAGGACCCUAGGGGGCGUUCACAGACUAUAGGCAACACCACCUUCUACUACAAACCAAACAUCCUGGCUGAUCCCUUUUUCAUUAUAGAGACCCUCUGUAUCAUCUGGUUUUCAUUUGAAUUGAUAGUGCGCUUCUUUGCUUGCCCAAGCAAAGCGGCUUUCUUUAAGAAUAUGAUGAACACCAUUGACAUCGUGGCCAUCAUCCCCUACUUCAUCACGCUGGGCACAGAGUUAGCAGAUGAGCCGGACGGAAAGGAGGGAAAGGGCGAGCAGGCAACAUCACUGGCCAUCCUCAGGGUGAUCCGUCUGGUCAGGGUGUUUAGGAUCUUUAAGCUAUCAAGGCACUCCAAAGGCCUUCAGAUUUUGGGGCAGACCCUCAAAGCUAGUAUGCGAGAGCUUGGAUUGCUUAUUUUCUUCCUCUUCAUUGGCGUCAUAUUGUUCUCCAGUGCUGUGUAUUUCGCAGAGGCCGAGGAAAAAGAGUCGUACUUCAGCAGCAUCCCGGACGCGUUCUGGUGGGCGGUUGUGUCGAUGACUACCGUAGGCUACGGGGACAUGGUGCCAGUGACUAUAGGGGGCAAGAUCGUGGGUUCCCUGUGCGCCAUCGCCGGUGUGCUGACCAUCGCCCUACCCGUGCCUGUUAUCGUGUCCAACUUCAACUACUUCUACCAUAGAGAAACCGAAGGAGAGGAGCAGGCCCAACUCCUCAACGUGAGCAACCCGAACAUCGCCUCCGAUUCCGACUCUAGUCGUCGCAGCUCCUCGACCGUCAGCAAGUCCGAGUACAUGGAGAUAGACGGAGACAUAAACAACAGCAUCGACAACUUCAGAGAGGCCAACCUCAGAACUGGCAACUGCACUAUCCCUAAUCAGAACUGUGUGAACAAAAGUAAGCUGCUAACCGAUGUCUAGAGACACAGUAGAAAACUCAGUCAAGUACUGACUGGUCACAUAUGAAUGCUUACUUUACCUCCUCUCGUGAGCCCUUGCAAUGCGAAUAUCUCUACAAUGCAGACGAAAGAAAAAUACUACACCAAAACAUAUAGAACAUAACUGCAGCAAAUGAGGCAGAUGAUACUUAGUCUAAUACAUUUCCAAAGAGGAUGAUUCAGAAAAAAAGCCUCCACGAGCACCUAGCUAACGUCCACAGGCAUUGAAGGACUCUCGACGACAGGAUUACUAAAAACUCACGCAUGGACUGCAGACUACAUUUCAGCAAGCUGCACAUUGCAUCCAGGAAAGUGCAUAAAAGACCAAGUGCAGUGUUCGGUGGACUGCCUCGUCCGUAGGUGGUCUUCCCCAACUGACCAGCAAAGCACCUUAUAUGAAUAGACUUAUCUUCUGCUGGGAUGCUACGGAGGCCAAGGUCAUCGCCUCAUGGACAUCCGCAUUGCUGCUAUUUUCCAGCAGAUGCUGUAAUUUAGAUAUCACCAAGUGAUUAAAUGCCAUGCCCUUUAGAUAUAAGACAGCACAAUGCCGAAAGAGGAGCCUCAUAGUUAGCAUGUUUAGAUUAUCCUCGUUUUGAUAUUGGCAUGCGUCGGACAUUACCUCAUGACGAUAGGACAUCUGUUCCUGUUUUGCUUUACUUUUGCAUUCGGUUCCAUCAGCUCCCCCUCUCCAUCAACCUCCUUAUUUGUCGCCAUGAAAAGUGCACUAGUCUGUCAUGAUUUGAGAUGCUUAUCAUUUAGGUGUAUUUAAAGACUGAAUGUUUAACCUUACGGGAAACAGAAUCUUAAUGAUAUCAUAGCAUGUCAAAAGAACCUGCAUUAUGGCCUACUCAACUAAGGUACUGUGUAUCCUAGUAUAUUUAAUGCAUGACAUCGGUAUAACAGCUUGUUGCAAUUGAGAUACCUCAUAAGGGUGUCGUUGUUACAAUCAGGGAAACUAGGGACGUUGAUUCCUUGACAUUUUCUGAAAUGUGACAAAAUAUAUAUGCAAGCCCCAACGCUGGGAUGCAAACUUUUCAAUCUAAAAAGUAGUCAAAGACACAGAAAAAGAACUAUCAAGAUACUAUCAAAUGCAUAUACUCAUACUAAGCGCACCUGUUAAAAAAAAAAAAAUAAUAAUAAUGUAACUUAAAUAGUGCAGUGCAUGGGCAUUCUCUCUCUCCUUGAGAAGAAAAAAAAAGGAAAACUAUGGGCAAUUAUACUUCACGCUUCCAUUUUGCGAUCAAAUUUAGGAUUUACGAUAUCAAAAAUCGCUUAAUUUAUCUUAGCAGGAUGCAAAAGAGAACAUGGCAGAAUUUCUCAUAUUAGUUGCUAGUGCCUUUGACCCUAUCAGCAACCGGACAGGUGAAAGUGCCUCAGAGUAACUGGAGUUUUAGGCAGGGCAAAGGGAACAAUAUCUGCUCUGGAACUGUCAUAAUGUAUGUCGAGGCUGGUCAUUACAGUGUAUUCGGAGUGCUUUUCAUUUCCGUUGUUGUUUUGUUGAACAUGACACGUGGUUGUCAGGCACAAACUCAAACAUUUUCUGUGUUUUCAUAUGACAGCUGAGCUUGAGUAUGAAAUCAGACUUAUAUGACUUUCACAUGACGGGACCUUUUAGAGUUUUCGAUCUGCCUUUCGUUGUGGUUUUGAUUAUGUUGUGCCAUAAUAAAGAGUCUACCUCAGUGAGGUCGCCGCACAGCUCACUGCAGAGCAGAACACCAGAUACAUAACAGCCUGUGAAGUGUGAUGAUACGUCAGAAAUAAUACACUUAGUGUGCCCUAGAAUUAGCCUUUUUUUUUUCAAGCACUUACAACAAAUGCAACAAUGCGACCGUCCCUGACCCCUCGUAUCUGUAACGCUCCAUUGCUAAGCACAAUCAACUUUCACUUUGGUUCGGUUUAGUCCUUUUUUAAAAGAGCGAGAUCUGGGAUAAGACAACAGCACAGACUUUCCUAUACCACAGGGUAGAUUCAUAGUUUAGCCCUUUAGUAUAGCAACCUCAAAUUAAGACUAUGGUAUAUUAAGUCUGUAUAUUAUAAUGACCAAAUUUAACUGAUUUAUGGAAUUUAAUGUGAAAUCUUGUGUUCAUGCUAAUUCCAGUGCAUAGAGCUAAAUGCGAAAGUUUUUCCUUGAUAAUUUAAAAAAAAAGCUUUAAAAUGGCCAUGAUUAAAUUAGUCUUUUUGGGUGUACAUUCGUUUAACAAACACAAGCAAGUCUGCUAGACCAGCUCGUAAACAAGUCGCCUGAUCAUGUGACCUUUAUUGAUCCUUGAGGUGUGAUUGUAAUCAAAGGCAAACAGCAGUAUUUUUCCUUGGCCAGUUUCCUAUAACACUAACAUGGAUUUAGUCACCUCUGUGUCAGGAAGAAGAAUUCAGGGCUUUAUUAAUGUGUUUUUUGUUUAGAAUUCAUAAAAACGGGCUUCGCAAACAAAAAAAACCAGGCUACAAAUCAUCUUAUCACAACAAUUUCAUUUGAUAAUGUAAAUGAAACAAUGAAAAAAUAAGGACGAACUGUUUCUACUGGGCAUGUGAGUGGUGAUCAAACCCUAUGGUGCUAUGCAUAAUCCUAUAUUUAAUAACUACACCAUAAAUCAUAGCAAUAGGGAUUAAGUGUAUUACAGGACUGCUCCAGAAUGCUUAUUUUGAUAUUUACCAAGGGCUGUGGCAAGCAAACUUUUUAUAAGAAUAGAGAUUUAAACCUAUUAUAAUGCAAGAGGACAAACAAUUUCCACCAAUGAUAGUGUGUUAGUUGGCAAAAUUAAUUUUUCAUGUACUUUAUGUUGAGAGACUAUAACAGAAACUUUCCCUCUUGAAGCAAAUUGUGUUAGUACUGUAGUACUAAGAAGUUUAUUUUGCCUCUGAUAUGAGGUGAUGACCAUUUAUGAGCAACAUUUAAAAAAAAUUAUGGCUUAGGAGGUAGGUCUUUUAUCAGUUGAGUCUGUAAAGGUGUAAAUCCAUAACAUACUACAUGUUUUUGUUGUUAUUUAUUAGUUUGGAGUUUUGCUUCGCUCAGACAACAAGCUGAAACCUUAUUUCAAGAAGGGAUAAAAGGUAAAAUACACUGUAGUGGAAUAAUAAAAAACAAAUAAACGAAUGACAUGCCAUCAUAACCCGAUGUGAAAGGUAGUUGUGGAAAAAAGGGGAACCCUAGGUGUGCUCCCAGGUUGUGGCCUUUUUGGAGGAUGUUGCAGACAUACUUAUUUUCUUCACCUGCGUGGCCUCGUCUAGCUAUAUUACCUUGUUAUGUCCAUGUGGCACUAUAGUUAACUGUGCUAUAACAAACCCAUGCCCUUGAUAAAACUACAGUAGACUCACAAACGAGUCCAUAAGACAAGCCAUUACAAAUAUAUAGGAAGAUUAUAGCUUGUAUUAUCGAUAUCAUGAAAUAAAAUAAUGGCAUUAGCAUCGAAAAUGUACUGUACAUUGUACUUUUUUUGUAAUAACCUUAACUCCAUACCACCAUACCAAACCAAAACUCGACAGCAACCUAGCAAUUGCAAAAAUCUGCAUGGUGUAUGGAAGACUGCAUGAGCUUAGCCUUUCAAAACUGAGGAUCAACUAUAUUCUGGUUGCAUCAUUUUUUUAAGCCCUUGCUGUCAUUUGUUCCUAAAGCCAUCUUCAUGUUUAUACGCCAAUGUUAUUUCUGUUCCCUUUUGUUCGGGAAAAGUUCUUUAAUCCGUCAAACUCCACUGAUCAGAUUUCCGUAUUCGGUUUAAUUAUUUAUUUUGGCUUCAUUUGAGAUUUUGCUGUUUGCUUUCAGGAUGCUGAAUGAAACAAGUCAUGGAUUAUAAUGUCGUGGAAUGAUGCAUUUGACAAAACAUUCAAUUCCGGAUACCCAAACUAUACAGCCAUUACUGACCAUCUCAGCUACAUGUUUAUGUUAGACAGAUGAUGACUCCAUGUUAAUGGUUGUUCCAUGUACAUCUGAUCAAACUGUUCAUGUCCUCUUAACAUGUUUCUGUACGUUUUUUUUUUUAUCUGUUAUGCUAAGUUAUUUUUUAAUGUUGUCGUACAUUGACAAAGGCAUGGUCUGUGAUCUAUGCAAGGGUUCUUUUGUUUCUUAUGUCAAAUAUGAUUUGAUCAUACAUCUAAAUCAAUAAAUUUUUAAUUAUCAGC